Molecule: messenger RNA, 1374 nt
Organism: Scophthalmus maximus (turbot)
Lineage: Eukaryota; Metazoa; Chordata; Actinopteri; Pleuronectiformes; Scophthalmidae
Product: prothymosin alpha-A
Exons: 5
Coding region: 142-468 (108 amino acids)
Biological process (GO): positive regulation of transcription by RNA polymerase II; negative regulation of apoptotic process
Cellular component (GO): nucleus
Molecular function (GO): histone binding
Source: RefSeq, a predicted model, not a curated record
CCGACUGCGCGAGCCGCAGCUGGCAGGACCGCGUCUUUUCUCCCACAGGGCUGAGGACUUUACGUCUGUUCUGUUUUUCAAUUCAAUUCUUCAAUUCUUCAGUAUUCUGACUGGACAUCGAGCUGUCUUGGCACCAGUAACAUGGCGGACAGUAAAGUAGAGAGCAGCGCAGAAGUGAGCGUCAAGGAGCUGAAGGAGAAGAAGCAGACGGAGGAGGCCGAGAACGGAGAGGAUGCUGCUGCCAACGGCAAAACUGGCGAGGAGAACGGCGAGCAGGAGAACGAGGUGGAGGAGGACGUGGGAGAAGAGGACGAGGACGAGGAUGGAGAGGGUGAUGAGGAUGAUGAUGAUGAAGACGACCUUGAUGCGCCAACGAGGAAGAGAGCAGCUGAGGAUGAUGAUGAUGAUGAUGAUGAUGAUGAUGAAGAGGACGAGGUGGAAACCAAGAAGCAGAAGACAGACAAGUAGAGAUUGGCCGCGCCCGUGCUGUCUGGGGGACGAUGCCACCGAGAGGACAGACAGACAGUUUUCCAGCAAACCUUCAACACCUCAGUCCUCCCUUCUUAACAAGAAUACUUUUACAAACAGAAUAAGUUUGUAUUUUUAUUUACAUUUUAUAUUUUUGUAAAUAUUGUAAGGAGGUUGGCCAUUUUGCAACAAUGAUCUUUCUGGGUAUCAAGUGGUGCUUUGAGGACUUUUAGAUCCAGACUCGUCAUCAGCCGUCCACAUUCUGUAUCAUCCACCCCCCCGCUGUGCCCCCUGUCCCCGCACCGGCUUACUUUUCUUACAUUAGGGUUCCUACAGGGAGGGUGUUGACUUGUAGUGGCAUGGGGAAGAUAAUGGUGACUGAUUGUGUUUUACUGAUAGUUUGUGUGAGAAGGCUAGUUCCUACUGUGCGUCCGUCACUAUCCGUCUGUCUGUCAUGGCCAGAUGUCAAUGUUCUUAUUGUCUGUGCUGUUUGUUGGUUAGUAACUGUGUUAGUUGAUACCUGUCAGAGGUCAUGUACAGUUGACCUGGUACAGUAUACCUGCAGUAAAAAGAAUGAGGAGAAUCAGUCAUCAGUGAUGUGUGGUCAUGUGACUCCCACUGGCUGCACGUUAGUGGUUUAAAAAAUCCAAAUCUGUUUAAACAGCCAAGAAAUCUUUGAGCUCCUCAGCAUCUUGGUUACGGAUUAAAGCUGGUAUCCAGAUUGUUUUUUUUAUUAUUAUUGUUAUUUUUUAGAUAACUGGUUAAUAUGUUGUGGUUGAGGAUUGUAAAACAAAAACUGGCAUAUUAACUGUUGGUGACUCUCUUCAUACUUUUGAAAAAAUAUUCAGCUUGUCAGGUUGCACCUGUCCUGGUAGACAGUUUCAAUAAAGUUUGUUCCAAACAGUG